GGGGGCAGGUGCCACCCCUAUAUGGGGCAGCUAUAUAUUCCUGCAAUGCGGGGAGGGGGGCUGGACUAGAUGACCCUCAGGGUCCCUUCCGACUCUACGACCCUGAGAUGCCGAGGCCUUGCGCUGCAGAGGCAGGGCGGGCUGGUGAAAGAGAGGGCAGCGGCGACGCCUGCACUUCCACAGGUGAGGAGAAGGAGAAGGGGGAAAUUCAACAGGUGCGGGAUUGCCUGACCCCGGGGCUGGCAACUCAUCGCUUAAAAGCCCCAUUCCUCGAUUAAUAGGGGGUUAAUAGGCCUGCCCACCCACCACCCGCUUCGGAAGCGGCCCUCACUCACCCUCAGGCCCGCCGCUUUCGACGCAAACUCCUCACAGCCGACUUUGGCUUUUCCCGGGCGCCGUUCGGGCAGCGGCGACGGGAGCCGCGAGGCGCCACAAGAGCCCGGCAAGCGAACGCCUCGCGCAGCCGCAGUCGAGGAGGGGAGAGCGUUGGCUUCCAUAUGGCUGAGCUCGCCACCUACUGGCUCUGGCGGGCUUCUCUUCCCCAGUCCGGCGCGCGGUGCUUUCUUAAAGGGGCCGACGCCCGGUUGCAACACACACAAGAGGCUGGCGGGUUGCAGGCUGAUACUAUUGAAUUCAAGGGCCGGUCUCCCAGCCAAGGUGAUGUGGUGCCGUGCGCUGCAACAUACCUCCUUUCGCAGUAAGACUUGCAUGCAUGGGCAUAGCCAGGAUUCCCACCCCCGCUGUUUUUCUGUUCUCUGCAUUUUUAUUUUGUACUUUUCAAGUUUAUACAUUUCACAAAUUUUAUGCAUUUCUCUAAUUUUGCAAUCAUUUUGACAUUUCAAAACUUGACUUCCUUCCCCCUCCUUCUACAGUUCCUUAAAUUUAUUUUUAAUAUCUUCUGCAUAUUUAAAUUCUUAAUUUGCUCAUUUUGUUGUUGUUGUUUAGUCGUUUAGUCGUGUCCGACUCUUCGUGACCCCAUGGACCAGAGCACGCCAGGCACUUCUGUCCUCCACUGCCUCCCGCAGUUUGAUCAAACUCAUGCUGGUAGCUUCAAGAACACCAUCCAACCAUCUCAUUCUCUGUCGUCCCCUUCUCCUUGUGCCCUCCAUCUUUCCCAACAUCAGGGUCUUUUCCAGAGAGUCUUCUCUUCUCAUGAGGUGGCCAAAGUAUUGGAGCCUCAGCUUCAGGAUCUGUCCUUCCAGUGAGCACUCAGGGCUGAUUUCCUUAAGAAUGGAGAGGUUUGAUCUUCUUGCAGUCCAUGGGACUCUCAAGAGUCUCCUCCAGCACCAUAAUUCAAAAGCAUCAAUUCUUCGGCGAUCAGCCUUCUUUAUGGUCCAGCUCUCACUUCCAUACAUCACUACUGGGAAAACCAUGGCUUUUACUAUACGGACCUUUGUUAGCAAGGUGAUGUCUCUGCUUUUUAAGAUGUUGUCUAGGUUUGCCAUCGCCUUUCUCCCAAGGAGCAGGCGUCUUUUAAUUUCGUGACUGCUGUCACCAUCUGCAGUGAUCAAGGAGCCCAAGAAAGUAAAAUCUCUCACUGCCUCCAUUUCUUCCCCUUCUAUUUGCCAGGAGGUGAUGGGCCCAGUGGCCAUGAUCUUCGUUUUUUGAUGUUGAGCUUCAGACCAUAUUUUGCGCUCUGCUCUUUCACCCUCAUUAAAAGUUUCUUUAAUUCCUCUUCACUUUCUGCCAUCAAGGUUGUGUCAUCUGCAUAUCUGAGGUUGUUGAUAUUUCUUCCAGCAAUCUUAAUUCCGGCUUGGGAUUCAUCCAGCCCAGCCUUUCGCAUGAUGAAUUCUGCAUAUAAGUUAAAUAAGCAGGGAGACAAUAUACAGCCUUGUCGUACUCCUUUCCCAAUGUUGAACCAAUCAGUUGUUCCAUAUCCAGUUCUAACUGUAGCUUCUUGUCCCACAUAGAGAUUUCUCAGGAGACAGAUGAAUUUGCUCAUUUAUUCAUCUUUAAAUAUACACUCUUAUAAAACUGCAGGUUAUUACGAUAAUCCUGCCAAUGUUUUUAUCUGUUUAUAAUUUAUCUGUAAAUGUUCAAUAAACCAUUUCCAUUCUUUUAUUUAAAAAUUGUUAUCUUGAUUUCUUAUUCUUCUGGUAAGUUUCGCCACUUCUGCAUACUCCGUAAGUUUUUGUAUCCAUUCUUCCUUGCCUGGGACUUCUGCUUCUUCCCAUUUGGGGGCAAGUAACGUUCUUGCUGCUGUAGUAGCAUACAUGAAUAUGUUUCUACAGUGGUACCUCAGGUUACUUAUGCUUCAGGUUACAGACUCCACUAACACAGAAAUAGUGCUUCAGGUUAAGUACAGUACGUUGCUUCAGGAUGAGAACAGAAAUCGUGAGGCACGGCAGCAGCAGGAGGCCCCAUUAGCUAAAGUGGUGCUUCAGGUUAAGAACAGUUUCAGGUUAAGUACGGACCUCCAGAAUGAAUUAAGUACUUAACCCGAGGUACCACUGUAUAUGUUUUAGGUAGUUCUGUCCCUAUAAUUCCCCAAAGAAAAACUUCUAGUUGUUGUUUUUUUUACAAAGGUUAUUUUAAACAUCCUUUUCAUUUCAUUCUAUAUCAUUUUCUUUUCUGUUUUCUUUUCCCAGUCACUUCUGUUUUCUUCACUUCUCUCUUCCCACUGUUAUCUCUUAGUCCCAUGUCGUGGGUCUCCAUUUAUGUGAUUUUCACCUGUGGCCCCCUUGGAAUAUCUUGGGGGUGGCCAGGGGCCCAUAUGCUUGGGAAACACUGUUGUGAAGCCACCCAUAAAAUGGGAUAAAUGUCCCAGAGAGGUUGCAGUUCUUUUGUGACAACGAGAUAAUCUUUUCUAGAGGCCCUGCUCUUGGAGUAUGGAAAUUUAGAACUGAUGAAGCUUUUCCCACCAGGGAUAUAAAUGGUGGGGAAAGCUUCACCUGUCUGAAGUUAAUGUGAAGGAAUGCUCCAUACUCAAGGCCCUGCCAGGGAGAAACUAAGAAAGAAUGAAAUCAAGAUACACUAUGCCCACAGCAUUCCCCUGAUCCACCAAGCUUGUAACUCCAUCAGGAAAAGAAAUGAGAUUUGUCUGGCAUGACUUGCCUUUGAGAAACCCAUGCUGCGUCUUAGGAAUUGCAGCAUCCUGUUUGUUAUGUACUGAGUUGAAUAGGAUCCAAAAUGCAGCAGUCUGAUUGGUCCUAGAACAAUAGGAUCCAAAAUGCAGCAGUCUGAUUGGUCCUAGAACAAUAGGAUCCAGAAUGCAGCAGUCUGAUUGGUCCUAGAACAAUAGGAUCCAGAAUGCAGCAGUCUGAUUGGUCCUAGAACAAUAGGAUUCAGAAUGCAGCAGUCUGAUUGGUCCUAGAACAAGGUAGCAAUAUGAUUGGUCUGCAGGAGCCACCCAAACCAGCUCCAGAUGGAAGUGAAUCCACAACCUGAUCGGCCUACAGGAGAAUUCUGCAAUUAGCCAAUCACGUGGGGCCCAUUGUGUAAAUAAUGUAUAUAAAGCAGAUAUUUUGGGGGAACUUUCAUUCCUCCUCCCACUAUGAGCUGAAUAAAGAGCCUGAAAUCCACUCUCGACUCAGAGUAUAUUUCACUGUUCUAAGAGCUCACAGACCUGCUGGGAUGCUUGGGAUAAGGGGAGUUUGGGAUGGUGGGAUGGGGUGGCCCCAUCUCUUGUAGAAAGGGUGGGGGCUGCCCCUAUUUUGGGUUGUGGGGACUGGGCAGCAGGCUGCUCCUUCUCUUGGUGUAAGGAGGGUUUGGGGCUGCCUUUCUAUUGGGGUGACAUGAGGACCGCACCUUCUCUUGGGGGGGGUGUUCCUGGUGGAAGCUGCCCCCAUCUCUCCUGGGGGGCUGUGGUGUUAACUGCCCCCUUCCCUCGUUGGGGGACCUGGGAAGGGGAGGGGGUUAGGAGGACCUGCAUGCCCUAAGGGUCUUCCUGGCAGCCUCUGGGCUGAAAUGAAAAGAAAAAGAGAGGGACACUUCAUUCAUUCAUAAAAUUAUUUCUAUACUGCUUUGUCUCAUACACACACACACACAUUCAUGGAAGCUGUUCACAGCAAUCCAAGCCAUAGAAUAAUUAAAGACAGGCAUGCAUUAACCCUUUCUGGAGGGCUGUGUCAUCCUUUGGUCAUGAAUAUAAGGCGUGUGGCUAAGUGCAUGCCUACAAGUAUACAGAAGCACAAAUACAGUCCCAUACCCUGAAAGAAAGCGCUGUGGAAAAAUGCGAGUUGCCCUUUAAAUUUAAAAUCCCUUUAGGAACAGCUGGUCUCUCUAGGAAAAACUGUGCAAGUAGCAGGCUAGGCUCUGCAAAACCUUUGCAGAAUAGCUUGUCAGCACCUCAUCCAUCAAACAGCAGACACCACCUUGUGGAAGUUAUUAUCAUUAAAUGUAUUUAUUAAAAGUGUACAUUGCCCUUAAUCUACAGAACUCAGGGUGCUGACAACAUAAAAAUGCAAUAUAAAAGCACUAAAUACAUGACAACAUGAACAAAAAAUAAACAAACAACCCACCCCCCACCCACCAAAUAAUAACAUUAUUAAUUAAGGCCUAUAAACUCACUUUUAUGAAUAAAAAACUCUGUAAACAUUAAAAUAAAAUGUUCCAUUUUGUUAAUCUUCAAUCCAAAUUUUAAGAUUAAUUUUUUCAAUCUAUUUGUCAAUUCCUGCUCACUGGAGUCAUCUGUUGGGGCCGGCUGCAGCCACGGACGGCUUUUAUUUACAAUAUUUUGUUCAGGUUGGCACCCAUAGGUGCCAGGUCCAGGGGGGUCCAGGGGGGCCUGGGCACACAUAUUUUUUUCCAUGGACCAUUUAUUGAUGUUCCAGUGCAUAUACAUAAUAUUUACAUAGAAUUUCAUAUUUCCUAUACAGUGGUACCUAGGGAUGCGAACGGGAUCCGUUCCGGAGACCCGUUUGCAUCCCAAAGCGAAUGUAACCCGUGUCUGUGCAUGUCGCGUUUUGGUGCUUCUGCGCAUGCGUGUGACAUCAUUUGACGGUCUGCGCAUGCGCACGUGGCAAAACCCGGAAGUAACGUGCUCCGUUACUUCUGGGUCGCCGCGGAGUGCAACCCGAAAAUGCUUAUCCUGAAGCAUAUUCAUCCCCAGGUAUGACUGUAGAGUGGUACCUCAGGUUAAGUACUUAAUUCGUUCCAGAGGUCUGUUCUUAACCUGAAACUGUUCUUAACCUGAAGCACCACUUUAGCCUAUGGGGCCUCUUGCUGCUGCCACGCCGCCGGAGCACGAUUUCUGUUCUCAUCCUGAAGCAAAGUUCUUAACCCGAGGUACUAUUUCUGGGUUAGCAGAGUCUGUAACCUGAAGUGUAUGUAACUUGAAGCGUAUGUAACCCAAGGUACCACUGUGGUCAAAUUAUCAUUAUAGAAUGGGACAUCCCUAUUUCCAUGGGAGAAAUGUUGGAGGGUAUGUCUUUGGGCAUUUGUGGAAAGUUCUGCCAAGAGGACUAUGUCACUGCAGGUCUUUUGAAAAGGUCCUUAAGGCUUGUUUAUUUUCUAUUGCAUUCUCUUGGAUUUUUUAAUACAGUGGUACCUCAGGUUACAUACGCUUCAGGUUACAGACUCCGCUAACCCAGAAAUAGUGCUUCAGGUUAAGAACUUUGCUUCAGGAUAAGAACAGAAAUCGUGCUCCGGUGGCACGGCAGCAGCAGGAGGCCCCAUUAGCUAAAGUGGUGCUUCAGGUUAAGAACAGUUUCAGGUUAAGAAAGGACCUCCAGAACAAAUUAAGUACUUAACCCGAGGUACCACUGUACUGUAUUUAUACAUUCACAUUUUCUAUUACAUUGUAGAUCCAAAUUUAGUUUUUACUUAGUUAUGUCACACAUGAGACAUAUUAUCUCUCCACCACUGACAAAGUGACACUAACAACAAAACAGGAUGAUCUCCGUCCCCCUCCUCUCCCUGCAGGGGUUAUUCUUUAUUCCCCCACUCCCAGAUGCCUUGCUCAACCUCACCUCCCAUGUCUCUUCCCCCCCAGGUUCUCUGUCGGGGAAAAUGAAGGAUCUCCAGGAGAAAGGGCCCCUCAUUGAGGAGAUCUGGGACCUCCUGCUUUCCCAGGUAAGGAUCCCAGAGCAGGGCGGAGAGGCUGGCUGCAACUGGGAGGGGGCUGCCUGUGGGUCUUCAGUAUCCUUGGGCCCUUGAUUUCCUGAUGCUCACCAGGCAUGUUUCCUCUCUCUCCCCCGCCCCCUUCCUUCCUUCCCCCAGUUUGGUGUGGCUGCAAGCAAGGAGCUCCAGCAGGCCAUUACCAAAUGCAGCUUGCAGCAGGCCAGGGCCCUGGAGUUCCUUCAAUCGAAGCAGCAGAGGGGUGUGUCAUCCAGGUAAGCUGUGUGAGAAGAGGAGGCUGAGCUCGGGGAAGGGGCCUUUUCAGCUGCUGGCUUGGCACUGUCCCUCUUUUCCCAUUCUGUGGGGGGGGGGGCAGGGAGCCUGUCCUCUUCUCCCUGCUGCUCAAUCCCUGGGCAAAUGCAAGAGAACCAGCCAGGUGGUGUAGAUUAGGUGACAUACUCUAGUUGCACGGCACCCAAAUCUCCAGGUGGUGCGAGAUUCCAGGGGGUCCGGGGGCUUUCUCUAGGUUUGGUUUCCUUGGAAUGAGGGGCAGCCUCCUGUUCUGACAGCAGCCGUCCAGCUGCCCCGAAGGAGAAGCCCCAUAGCAAGCAGGAGCUGAGCAGCAAGACUCACCCCACUUGCUUUGUUGCUUGUGAUCCUGGAGGUGGCUGACUCUCUGCUGUCCAGAAACAUGUUGUCUGUCUGCUUCCUUCUCUGCCUCUCCCAGGACAUUGAGAGCAGCCCUGAAUGCCACCACCGCCAGCUGACCGAUUUCCUGGAUUGUGAGCUGCGGCGCCUGGCCAGCUACUCUCUGCUGCUGAAUAACACCAUCCAGCACACUAAUGGUUUGCGCUGGGAGCUGCUUUGGGUUUCAAACUAAAACGAAACCAACUUUGCCCGUGUCUCUCUCUCUGUCACCCUCUCGCUCUGCACCUUCUUCGCUCAGGGGCGAGCUGGGAGCACCACUACCUUUGCCUGGCACGCAGUGAGUGCAAGGAGAUCCUUGAG
This is a messenger RNA of Podarcis lilfordi (Lilford's wall lizard), 7005 nucleotides long. The record is from the annotation of a GenBank genome assembly. NCBI's taxonomy places the organism in Eukaryota, Metazoa, Chordata, Lepidosauria, Squamata, Lacertidae.